Molecule: messenger RNA, 7164 nt
Organism: Columba livia (rock pigeon)
Lineage: Eukaryota; Metazoa; Chordata; Aves; Columbiformes; Columbidae
Gene: G2E3
Product: G2/M-phase specific E3 ubiquitin protein ligase
Exons: 17
Coding region: 748-2991 (747 amino acids)
Cellular component (GO): nucleus
Molecular function (GO): ubiquitin-protein transferase activity
Source: RefSeq, a predicted model, not a curated record
GGGGGCUGAGGCUUUUCCCGGCCACCUCUGGCCUCGGGGCUGGCUGAGCCUGGGGAUGAAGGGGCGAGCACAGCCUUGCUGCGGGCGAGGAGAGGCGGGUGGGGCGCUGGGCCGCGAAAGGGGCAGUUUGAGCUGCCGUGACGGGGAAGCGGGAGGCCCGUGGUUCUGAGGGGAGCCGGGCGGGGCAGUAACCUGCAACAGCUUCCCGGCCGUGUCUGGGGGCAGGAGAUCGCGGAAUAACAAAUUACGAGGAAAUCUUCCCUCUUCCUGUCGCGCUUCUGGGAGGAAAGCUGGCGGGGGGUCGGGGAGCGUCCCUGGGAGACUAGCCCGGUCCGGCCGCGGGAGGGAGGCGGGACGGGCUCUCUGGGUGGCGCUUCCCACAAAAGCUGUUAGGGCCGCUGUGUCCUUUUAAAAGACGGCGGUCGGAUUUCCUGGCUGAACCCGUGUAAAACUUGGACAGUAAGUGGCCACCUGAAUCUUAAUCGGUUGGGGUUCCUCGGAACGUGGCGGGAGUUCUCCCGCUCCCGCGGGGGGUGCUGCUGAGGAGGGGUUUUCUCUCAGGACACGGCGACCUGUUACAACCCAUGAGAUGAACCGGAGACUCUGUCAAACGAGAAGGCAAGUCAAACAUCCACAGAUACAUUCCUAAAAGUGUUCUACCUUGCACUAGAGGAAGAAUAAUCAUCUGCUGCAGUGAAGAAACAUGUAUUUUUAAAUUUUUUUCCAAGACAGCCAGAGGAACUCAGAAUGAGUAAAACCAAUAAUUUUGGCAUUCCAAGUCCAUUUUGUGUUCUCUGUGGACGGACAGAUGACUGCCCUGAGAAGUAUGGAGAAAAAAAGACCUAUGUGGAACACAAUCUCACUGUUCACUAUUACUGUUUGUUGAUGUCAAGUGGCAUUUGGCAGAGAGGGGAAGAAGAUGAAGGUGUAGAUGGAUUCUUAAUCACAGAUAUUAGAAAAGAAGUAAAUAGAGCUGCAAAACUGACAUGUAACAUCUGUAAGAAGAAGGGUGCUUCAAUUGGAUGUGUAGCUCCCAAAUGCAAACGAAGUUACCAUUUUCCUUGUGGGAUACAAAAAGAAUGUAUUUUCCAGUUCAUGGAAGACUUCAGAUCUUACUGUUGGGAACAUAAACCAGUCCAAAAGAUUUCAGACGAAGAAUCUAGAGGAACUUCACAGUGUACAAUAUGUCUGGAUUUGGUUGAACAGGUUCCAAUGUACACUGUAUUGAAAAGUCCUUGCUGUAAAAACGCUUGGUUUCAUCGAGAAUGCUUGCAGUAUCAAGCUUUGAGUGCUGGAAUAUUUUUCUUUAGAUGUACAGUAUGUAAUAACAAGGACAAAUUUCAGAAAGAAAUGCUGAGAAUGGGUAUACACAUUCCAGAAAAGGAUGCAUCUUGGGAACUUGAAGAAAAUGCAUAUCAAGACCUACUGCAAUGUUAUCAACACUGUGACACUAGAAGAUGCCGCUGCAAGAAAGGAAGAGACUAUAAUGAACCUGAUAGUAAAUGGGAAAUAAAGCGUUGCCGGUAUUGUGGUUCCCGUGGAACUCAUUUGGCCUGUUCGUCUAUGAAGUCAUGGGAGCAAAACUGGGAAUGCACAGAAUGCAGAAGUAUCCUUGCAAAAUCAGGGAACUAUAGCAAACAGAAGAAGCGUUCUUUGGCUACCUCGGAAAAGACGGGUGGAACAACUUGUUUGCUGGAAGAGCCAUCUCCAAAGUGCCCUCGACAGUCACCUGGGUCUCAACGCAAUUUUCUUCUCCAAUCACCAAAAAUCAUGUGCCAGAACAACUUGUCACCCUGCUCGCACCUAGAACUUCCAGCAUCCAACAGAGUGAUGAUGUCCUUAUCUCCACUGAUGUCAAACAGGAACUGGUCCCUGAGGAGAAAACGUUUAAGAGAGCAAAGAAGAGAAGUUUCUAAUAUACUGAAGGAGUUAAAGCUGCAAGUUAAUACAAAAACUACAAGGCUUAACAUCAAUGCAGAAAACAUCUGGAACAGUGCUUUAAAAGGAUUUAAACAGCGCAACUUCAAUCCUAUGAAGACCAUUGAGAUAAAAUUCACAAAUGGUAAAAAUAAAUCCAAGACAGAUGCUUCUGCUGCUUCAAAACACCGUUUCUUCCAGUUAUUAAUGCAUCACCUUCAGAAUUCAUCAUUGUUUGAGGGCUCUUCUGCAAAGAACUUGGCCCUUGAUUUUCAAGCUGUAGAAGAGAAUCUUUAUUUUGAAGCUGGUAAAAUGAUUGCAGUUUCUCUGGUUCAUGGUGGCCCGUCUCCUGGUUUCUUUUCCAAAACACUGUUUGAUUGUCUUGUCUAUGGCCCAGAGAAAGUGAAGCCAGCUUUAGAAGAUGUUGCUGAUGUUGAUGUAGCACAAACAAUAAAAAUGAUAAAAUAUGCAGAUAGUCUGGCUGAACUACAGUCUACAAUACACGACUGUUACGAAUUCCUUGCUGCUGCUGGAUGUUUAAGACCUAUAACAUCUUUGUGCGAUAAGAAGAUGCUGGUGAAUGACAUAUUGAUCCAUCAUGUAAUCAAGAGAAUUAUUUCACCCUUAGAAAGUUUUAGGCAAGGUUUGAAAACUCUUGGUGUACUGGAGAAAAUGCAAAUGCAUCCAGAAGCAUUCUCUAGCAUAUUGUGCCACAAGCCUGAAAGACUUUCAGCAGAAACCAUUUGUGAUCUCUUUAAAAUCCAUUCCUCAUCAGAUGUAGAUAAGGUUCAAGGUGCUGACUUUUGGAUGGGUUAUUUGCAAGAUGUGGAAAGUGGUGAGUCUGUAGUGACGUUGGAAGAUAUUCUGUUCUUCGUAACAGGCUCUUAUUCUGUACCACCCAUUGGUUUUGAUCCUGAACCUACUAUUAAGUUUUUGCAUAGAAGAUAUCCCACUGGAAACAGAUUCCUUAAUUGCUUAGAGCUCCCUAUAACAACAACAUAUGAGCAGUUUAAAAAUAAAAUGGAUUUGACAAUCAGAAACACACUAACAGUCGAAAGAGAAUUUAGCUUCUGAACUGGAUGCUGGAAACUUCAGUUUUCUGCAGGAACGUCUGUUUGCAAAUCGCUACUGUAUUUUUAGACAGCAUGCUCUCAGCCUUUCUCACUUCUCUUCCAAAGAUAUGCUAAAAGUAGUAAUCCUGUAAGUUGGAAAAUUAUUUUCAAAUGAAAAUACACUUCAUCUUUUGAAUCAUCUUGUUUGUAGUUGGCUUUAAGAGUCAGCAGUCUCUUGCAGAAGUACUUUAAAUGUCUACUUUUGCUGUAGACACCUAUGAAAUGUUACAAAACUCUCUAACAUUCUAGUUAAUUCCCACAGGUAAGUAUGUUGAGUAUAUAACAUCAGUAACUUAUUUAUCAAGGUCGAGUCAGGUACAUUUUGAAGACAACUGCUGCAGAGCUUUGUCUCGGGUAAAAUGGUGAUGCUAUUUUUCAGUUGUUCCAUGUAUAUUUUUUCAGUAAUUGUUUUUAUAUCGAUGAUUCAUUUACAUUUUGAUGAUUCAUACAAACGUAUGAAUGUUAAGAAACUUGGAGUUUUAAGUCAUUGUGGUUAGUGCAUUGGAAUAGAAUUCAGGUCUGGAGAAAACCCAGGCAAAAUAAUAAGGCACAAGAACAAAAUGUGGUGGAACUCCAGUUUCUCUUAUUAAACAAAACCUUUGGCAUUUGCAGAUGUUUCUGCAUUCUGCUGUUAUACAUUAGUUUUUAAUUGUACAUGUAGCCAAAAUAAUAAAGACUAGAAGUAAAUCUUGAAUAUGCAACAAUAAGUGGUCUUCCAAAAUGAAAUGAGUUAAACUUAAUGCUAUUGAGUAUGAAAAUCUAGGAAUUUGUUGCUCAUUAGAACAUGUUACUUCGUCUUUAAUGUCAGUAUUUUCAUAGGAAUAUGCACUAAAACCAUUAAACUAAAGGUAGGCUACCAUCAAACUUGUCAGUGCCUGACAUUUUUCUAGCUUUUAGUCUAAACUCUUCUUGUUUAAUUGUAGGUGCAUUCUGAGCAACCUCAACUGUACAAAAUAUACUUCAGUUCUGCAGUAUUUGUAUAAAUACCAUUAAGCCAUAUAAAAGAUGAGAAGUGAAACCCCUAAACUGUAACACUUUAUUCUUACUAAAACUGUGAGACUAAAAGGACAUUUAAGUACAGUUUUUAAAAAAUGUAUGCAGGUCUCUCUUUUGAAAUGACUAUUUCCACCCUUUAAGUUUGACCACCUAUACUGCAUCCUAAACAUAGAUUGUGUUAUAUAUGUGCAUAGUUAUACAUAUCUAGAUAUGCCCACAUUCUUCAAAAUACUGAAACGUAGUAAUACUUUGUUUUAUUAAUAUAGCUUGGUUUUAAUUGAAAAUACAAGGAGGAUUGCUUUACUUUUUUUGAAUGCCUUGACAAGAAAUUACACCCACAGGAAAUUACAAAUGGAUAGGUGCUUCUAGUAAAAAAAAUAAUCCAAACUAACCUGGUUUCUGGUUUAUGGUUCAUUGCAAAUAUUCCUCUAAUUGACAGAUUGCUUUACUAGACGCUAAUUGCACAGCAGUGUACUGCAACUCGGGAACUAUGGAAGUGGCAGUCAAGUCUCACUAAAUUUAGGAACAUGCUAUGAAGGGUUAAAGACAGAGGCAGAUGGGUAUUUAAAUUGCACAGUUCAUUUAACAAUAAGCAGCUAUUUUGAAGUCUUUCUUCAACUGCUAUAUCUCCUCUUUCUUGAUCUUGGGAGAGGUGCUAAUCUUUUGUUAGACAGACCUGUUUCUGUCACUGGGUAACAAAAGUGACAGUGCCUUUUUUAAUUUCAACGUUUCUGAGGGAAUUAUUGCAAGGCUUAGAUCAAGCAUUUCUCACUACUUUCAAAUAGCUAAAACAAUCUAAUCUCAAAGUCCUGUCAUUAAAAAUUUAAGAAUAUUUGAAAUUAAGGCAGAGCUAGUGGUAUUUUUCUGGUUCUUAGCCAAAAGCAUAUUAAAGUUUCCUUUAAAAUCGGUGUAUAAGCUCUUGCAGAAUGUCAUUUGACUUGUUAAUAUACUGUUUUCUCAUUCUUUUCUGAUAUUUUUUUUCUCCAAUAAUAUUUCACGUUUGUCAUCUCUGCAUAAUCUUUGAAUGUCAUACUGCCAAAUAACCUCUUUAUAUCCUUACCCUUCAGAAUGGUCUGUUACCAUUAUAAGGAAGGUGUGUUGUUUCAAAUGUAUUUGCAUAGUAAGGAUUCAUGUUGUCUGUUCAUAUUUUUAAAAUAUAGCAAUGAGUCUCCUGCAGAUAGAGUAUAAUACUUGAGAAAUGAGCGGCGUACCCAGUGCAGUGUCCCUUUUUCUUACCUACUUGGAGACAAAUGUCUUCUGUAAUAUUAUGUUAUUUUUCUGUAUGGAAAGUACAGAACUUACAGAAGUAGCAAGCAGAGUGUGGAUAACUUUAAAGGACAAUUCCUGGACUUUUGGUACCUGCGAUGGCAAGGGAAAUUACUUAGAACUUGGAAUAAACUGCAUUUUAAAACAUUUCAUGGAGAAUAGAAGGCUUUAAAAAGUAUCUAAGACAAAAAUAGGGUUGGUUCACACCUUUUAUUGUUUUAGUUUUGAAUUCAGCAGUUUAUAGGUUUUAUAUAGAGGUAGAACUAACCUAUCUGUCAGCUGUAAGAGAAAUCUUAAUUAAGCUUUAAAACUAUCUGCUAUACAACGCUAUAUCAAAACAUGGAAUUUGUAAAAUCCUGUAGUUACUAAUAUUGCUUGAAAACAUUUUGCUAAUACAGAACUUUUUCUUGUUUUCUAAUAUUGAUGUUUACACAUGCAGGACAAGUUGUCUUUCCUUUCUUGUCAGUUUGAUAAGUUCCAUCUAGACACUGUAAAAUAAUAUGUGAUAUAUUCAAGUUAAAUGCCUAACUCCUGCUAUGGAGAGGAACCUCCUCUCUUUUGGUCAUUUUCAGCUUUCAGUUAUAUAGACCAAUCUUACAUUUCCUCUGUUUAUUAAAAUUUCUGUUGAACAAGCUGAUGUCCAAUCCAUCAAAACACAGAAAGGCCUCUUUUUGUCUGGAUACCAUGAGAGCAAUUUCCAUAGAUAUAAUGACCACCAGGUUUUAAUUGCUAUGGCAGGUCACUGAAGUGCAAUAUUAUUGGGUAGUUUUCAUUUUACAUAAACUUUAACCUGAGGCACCCGUAGAAAUCAGGGAAGUUGUGUACUUUGAGUGUUUCUGUAUAUACAUUAGCUGUUGUGUAUUAACUAUGUUUUUAUAGAAGUUACAUCUUUGUCAUGGCCACAAGAGAACUAUUGCACUCCUCUUUGGGUUUAGCCAAAGAACUUCACCCCUCAGCUUCUGCAUCAAACCCUAAGCUUCCAUCUGGAAUUAGCACAUCAAAUAAGCUAUUUAUUUUCUAGAGUGAUCAUUUCCUAGUAAACAACAAUAGAUGAGUAUUUUAGAUCUGUGUCUGAAAAAACAAGGGAUAAGAAAUUUCUGUGACUUGCUUUCACCCAUGCAAGGGAUGCUUACUAGAAAAAGCUGAUAGUAUUUUUAACUUGUUUAUGGGUGAAAUAUAGUCAAAAGAAGUUAAUAUCAGUUCAUAUUUAGAGUCUAAAUCAUUGUGUGCCACAGCUUUGACUUUUUUCAUUAAGAUGUUCAGUCUUGGGAUUAGAAGACUUGCAGAUUUUGAGAAGUAUAUUUAACAUGUAAAGCAAAGUAUUAGUCAUUAUUAACACUCACAUUCUGCAUGUGCAUUUUGAAAACAGUAUCAAAAAAUUCUCAUUCAAAUAGAAGGAAAUGCAGCUCUGGAGGCUACAAAAUAUAUCUUUAAAAUUUAUUUUCUUUUUGUAUUAUAUGGGGAAAGCAUUUUAAAGCUCAAGCUUCCUUUUUUUUUUUUACUUAAGGGAAUUGCUGGUUGGGUAAAAAAAUGAAAUGCAAGAACUUUUACACUGUCAAAUAAUGUGUACAAGAAAUCAUUGUCAAAAUACUAAGGUUUGUAAAAAAAAAAAAAAAAGCAACCCUCUGAUUUUUGUAUUGCAUAUACAAUGUUCUUUUAAAACUUAUGCUAAUUAGAGUAUUAUGUAAGAAAGUAUAAUUUUGUAAAUACUUCUAGCUCUAACUUGAACUGCAGGAUCAGUGCUUGAAGUGUUGCAUCUUCAAGCAAUGUUAUACUUGACAGGUGUAGCAUUAGUGUUGAAAUAAUUGGUAAUUGUGGGAAAUAACUGUAUCUGUUUGAAGUGCAAUAAAGCCAUAAAUUUCUGUUGGAGUAA